Molecule: messenger RNA, 1461 nt
Organism: Leptopilina boulardi
Lineage: Eukaryota; Metazoa; Arthropoda; Insecta; Hymenoptera; Figitidae
Product: motile sperm domain-containing protein 2-like
Exons: 9
Coding region: 1-1461 (486 amino acids)
Source: RefSeq, a predicted model, not a curated record
AUGGAUAAUCAAGCGCAGCUGAUUAGCGAAUUGCGUGAAAAGUUUUUUAAAAAACUCGACGAAGACGGACCACCAGAUUCUAGUGGUUUUCAUCCCGUUGACGUAGCUAAGGUAAAAAAUCAAGACGACUGGCUGAGGCGUUUUUUGGAGCAUAAUGAUUUUCGUUUGGAUGAAUCUUUGAAAAUGUUAUGGGAUACUUGUGAAUGGAGAAGAAAAUUUGGCACAAAUGAUAUCACGUUAGAAAAUAUAAGAAGAGACUAUUUAGAAGAUGGUGUUUGUUACAGUUAUGGACACGAUAAAGAUGGAAAAAAAUUGUUUAUAGUAAAAUCGAAAUUACAUACAAAGGGUUCGAGAGAUUUUUCAGAACUUCAAAGAUGCGUUGUUUAUUGGUUCGAAAGAUUAGAAAGAGAAGGAAAUGGAAAUCAAAUAUCGAUAUUUUUUGAUAUGGCGGAAGCGGGUCUUUCGAAUUUGGAUAUGGAAUUUACAAAAUAUCUUAUAGGCCUUUUUAAAUGUUAUUAUCCACAAUUUUUGAAUUUAAUAAUCAUCUAUGAAAUGCCCUGGGUUUUGAAUGCGGCGUUUAAUAUUAUAAAAUCAUGGUUGCCAGCGAAAGCGGUGCCAAAAAUUAAAUUUGUUAAAAAAUCAAAUAUCAAGGAAUAUGUGGAUUUGAAUGUUGCAUUAAAAUCAUGGGGCGGUAAAAGUGAAUAUAUUUUUAAAUUUAUUCCCGAGGAUCAAGUUCAUUUUGCCGAAAAUUCUCCUAUGACUGAACAGCCAAUGAGUGGUUUUGGAGAUCAGACGAAAAAUGAAGAAAAGAUGCUGUCAAUUGAGCCCGAAGUGUUGGUAUUUAAUAAAGAAGGAAAUGAAGUUGUAGGAACAAUUACAUUGAAAAAUAUUACUUCCGAUAAAUGUUUGUCUUACAAGAUAAAAACCACUUCUCCGGAAAAAUUUCGUGUACGUCCAAGUACCGGAAUAUUAAUGUCUUCACAACAAUGUGUAAUUACUGUUGUUUUACAACCUGGUUUUAAUUUACGAGGAUUAUUACACAAUGACAGAUUUCUCGUUAUGUGCCUUCCCAUGAAAGAUACCCAAAUGACAACUCAAGAAUUGGCAGAAUUUUGGAAGAAUGUUGGAAAAGGAGCGGAACAACAUCGACUUAUUUGCCGCGAAGGAAGUUAUGAUAAUGUUGAAAUUUUAAAAUCCAACUCCAAUUAUUCAAUAUCAAGUGCUUCAAUUAAUGAUCGUUCACUCGAUGGACUAUUUUCUAAGAUAAAUCGCUUAGAAGAUCGUCACAACAGGUUGUAUAAUGAAAUAAUAGCUUUAAAACGUAUGUUAUUGAUAUCGGUUAUUUUAAUAAUUUCUCUGUCAAUAUGCAUUUGUUGCAUAUUAAGAGUCGAUAUAACAACUAGUCUUGAACAAGAAAAUCAUCGAUUGUACGAUUAUGACACGCAGGAUGUGCAUAAUUAG